AUGAAUUCUGGGCUCGGCCGGUCGUGCCUAGAGCGCGGGGGGUUUAACGGGCCUCCGCUCCAGCAGCUGCAGUUUGUGCGGCGUCCCGCUCCGCCCAUGGCCUCCGCGCUGGAAGACCCCGUCUUGAUCCAGCCUUUCCGCGGCCAUAGCGCGGCGGUGACGGGCGUCGCCUUCAACGCGGAUGCCGCGGGGCUGGCUACCUCCUCUUUGGAUAGAUGUCUUAUGGUGUGGAAGCUGAAGGCACAAUGCAGAGCUUACAGAUUUGUAGGCCAUGCAGAAGCAGUGACCAGCAUACAGUUCUCACCAGAUGGGCAGCUACUUGCUUCUGCUUCUCAAGAUCGUACUAUCAGACUAUGGAUUCCUUGCAUUCACGGGGAAUCAUCAGUACUGAAAGGUCAUACAGCAUCUGUUCGUAGCGUGAGCUUCUCUCAUGAUGGCCAGUCUCUAGUUUCAGCAUCCAAUGAUAAAUCAGUAAAAAUAUGGAGUGUUCGCCACCAGCGCCUUUUGUUUUCCCUGUUCCAGCACACUCAUUGGGUUCGCUGUGCCAAAUUUUCAACUGAUGGAAGACUAAUAGUAUCUUGCAGUGAGGAUAAAUCUGUUAAGAUCUGGGAUACGAGAAAUAAAACUUGUAUUGACAGCUUCUUAGAUUAUGGAGGAUUUGCAAACUAUGUGGAUUUCAACCCAACUGGUACAUGUAUAGCUUCUGCAGGUUCCAAUCAUGUGGUGAAACUGUGGGAUAUUCGAAUGAAGAAGCUGCUGCAGCACUACAAAGUUCACAGAGCAGGUGUUAAUUGUAUAUCAUUCCAUCCUUCUGGUAAUUACCUCAUCACUGCUUCCACUGACAGUACCCUUAAGAUUUUGGACCUGUUAGAAGGAAGACUUAUUUACACUCUUCAUGGACACAAGGGACCUGUGCUUUCUGUGGCUUUUUCAAAAGGUGGUGAAAAAUUUGCCUCAGGUGGAGCAGAUGCUCAGGUAUUACUAUGGAAAACCAACUUUGAUUCAUUUGAUUAUAAAGAAAUUCUUGAACAUCAUAUUAGAAGAACACAUAUUGAUGAUCCUCCUCAUCUUCUUGAUAUUUACCCGAAGUCACCUCAUCUCCAUGAUGAAAAACUUCAGUCAGUUGAGGUCAACCCUACCUUUGAUUUGACUAAUACACAAACACUUGACCCACCUGUCAUAGAGAUUAGUUCAUCUUUCAGUAUUCCGCAAUAUUUUAAGGUCUUUGUUACUUGGACUACAGCCUUGAGGACAACUACUCUGUCCAACAUAUUUACUAUUGACAGAAAUCCAGAAACCAAUUGCAUAUUUCCUCUGCCACUACCAUCCUUCCCUAUAAAUUGUGUCAGCAGUGAAGACCUGCAGUAUCCCCCUGCUUCAGUCUUGGCAACAAGUUCAAAAAGGAAGUCAGAGAAUGAGAAUGAAUCAGCUGUACAUAAUGUGAACAAGCGAACAGGCAUCUCUCCCUCCCUGGGAAAUGCUUUGGAGCACAUUGUGGAGCAGCUGGAUGUUUUAACUCUAACUAUUUCAGUCCUGGAACAACGUCUGACUAUGACUGAAGAUAAAUUGAAAGAAUGCUUAGAAAAUCAGCAAAAAAUGUUACUUCAGGGAAGACAGGAAGAAUAAGAGCUGAAAGUGAACUGUAUUAAUAAAUAUGUUUCAUAUAUUUGCAAGGAAAUAAUAAAAGUUACUUUGUUAGAUUUUGCUAUAAGCAAAAAAAAAAAAAACCCAAAAUCCUCCUAACAAGUCAAUGCAAUAAAAACAGGAAAAAAAAAUAUACAGCUCAUUUUAAACAUUAGUAGCAACCACAUAUUCUGGUUAUGUAUUUAAUAAAGUGGAGCCAAACCAAAACUAAUAUUUUCUAAAAUCAUUCUCGUUGAAUGUUGCAGGACUAUUUAUUUCAAUCUAAUAAGAUCUUUGACUACAACUAAGCAUCAAGCUGCAUAUUUUUAGAUAAAUAGCAAUUACUAUGGAAGUGCACUAUGCAGGUUUUUUAACUCAGGUAAGGACUGUUAAAAUAAGUCUCUUUGUGCUAAAGCAACACUACUCAAACACCUAAAUUAGUAAGACCUAAUUAGCCCUAACUCCAAAAACACCGCGAGGUUUCUUUGUGCCUUACAUAUUCUCAAAUGUUUUACCAAAAAUUAGCAACAGUUACUCUAUAUCUUCUCAGCACUUUAGCAGUAACUGCAGGAGUUACAAAUAUGAAAAUAGUCACUUUGAAGCUAUAAUUGCAUCUAUGUGAGUUCAGAUGCAAGACUGAUGCAGUGAGGCACUGUUGCUUAUAUCAUCCCCAUCAAAAUUCAUUUUUCAUAUUUAGAAAAAUAAAAACCAGCUUCAUACUUUUGAAGACUAUACCUGAACCAAACACAAAAUGAUGCAAAAUCUGUGAAUGUCUGUGAAAUCUGUGAAAGUUAAUGCCUUAACAAUGAGGCGAUAAAUCAGGAGAGACU
This is a messenger RNA of Colius striatus (speckled mousebird), 2453 nucleotides long. It is a transcript of the gene POC1B, whose product is annotated as POC1 centriolar protein B. Gene Ontology annotation, cellular component: ciliary basal body; centriole. Gene Ontology annotation, molecular function: protein binding. NCBI's taxonomy places the organism in Eukaryota, Metazoa, Chordata, Aves, Coliiformes, Coliidae. Gene Ontology annotation, biological process: cilium assembly. The record is from RefSeq and is a predicted model, not a curated record. The transcript has 13 exons. The coding region runs from base 1 to 1626 and encodes 541 amino acids.